UUGACCUGUUUAGGCUGAGUUGCUAUGUAGUGAGUGAGUGACAACACCUGCAUACCUGGUUUGCCUGUCUUCAUUUUCUAAGUGACUGUCUUUUAUAUAAGAAGAAGAAAUGGCAGAUUUUCCUGGGAAGGUUAACACUCAUACAAGCUUACCUGAACCUCAAAGAAGUUUCGGAAUCCCGUUUUAUAUUGAUGUGAACUUCAUCAAGAGCAUUCCUGGUAUUUUACUUCUGCUGGAGAUCGUUUGUGGAUUACUGGUGUGGGCACUGAUUGCCAGUACCCAUUACACUGAGUUUCCUGCCUAUGGCUGGGUGAUGUUUGUCAGUGUGACACUGUGGCUUCUAAGCAUCGUCUUGUUCGUUAUACUCUUCCUGGGUUUGGAUGAGAAGCUGCCCUCAGUGCCCUGGCCUUUCGUUCUAUUGGUGUUCUAUGCAGCUGCAACUGUUUUGUACCUCACAGCCUUUUUGACUGAUGCAGCAUCAGUCCCUUUCCCUUGGUAUGAUCAACAUAAUAAUCUAGGAGCUUCUGCAUUUUUUGCUAUAGUUGUGACCCUAUUAUAUGCAGCUAGCAGCUUCUUUGCUUAUUUGGGCUGGAGGGGGGAUGGAGAAAAUGCUGCGGGGACAACAGUUCCCGUGUAGACCUUCUUCUAGUCAAAACACUCUCAUUGUGGAUGUACACUUUUCCUGUGUGAAGGGACAUUACUCCUCUUCAGAGAUGUCAGGAAACACUGCUAUAUUGAAAAUAGUGACAUAACUAGUUUCAGUUAUGUCCAGCAUAAAAUGCUAGAUGGUUUGUGGUGUGAACGUUGUGUGUACAAAAACCCAAACCCCCACAUAUAGAAUGAACUAUUUUUUGUAUAUACAAAAUGCCAUGUAAAAAAGUAUUGAAGUGACAAAGUUACUUACAUUAUUUGAUAAUCGUUUUAAGCAAUUAUGUCUUUUUGAUAAAAUGUAAUUAAAGAA
This is a messenger RNA of Paramisgurnus dabryanus, 961 nucleotides long. RefSeq names its product plasmolipin (gene pllp). Gene Ontology annotation, biological process: myelination. Gene Ontology annotation, molecular function: structural constituent of myelin sheath. Gene Ontology annotation, cellular component: membrane. The record is from RefSeq and is a predicted model, not a curated record. Lineage: Eukaryota; Metazoa; Chordata; Actinopteri; Cypriniformes; Cobitidae.